CUCAAAUUGGGGAUACAGAUUCGAUUCCCGCUGUGUGGUUACUCUACAGUUGCCCAACGUACGAAGAUUCCCAUUUGGACAUGGUGUAUAAAACACACCUGCGUUGACUUUGAAAAGAACCAUCCAUACACGCCUUGUGAGUGACGGAAGAAAAAAAACAAAAACAAACUUUUCGGCGCUGGGAGACCAAUCGCUUCCCAGGAAAAUGUGACUGCUCGGAAUUCCCCACACAUUAUUGGAGAGAACGUCAGCGUUGUGCCAAGCAGGGAGCCGCGGCAGGAGCCUUCAACCGCUGCCCGCUCAUGUCGCCUCGGCUCUCUCUCCGUCUCGGAGAUAAUGGUUUUAUUAUUUUAUAUUUUUCAUUCCCUAAACCGGGAACGUCUGGGUGAUUCUCGUCUCCCAAAGGUGUAGAUGCUCCAGGUGGAUCCCGAGCGGGACCAGGCUGCUUCCAGCAGGGCCAGGCUGAUCUUCUAAAUCUCAGCUCGGGGGUCCCUGAAGAGAAGGCCAGACUCGGAGACCAUUUUGCGCUGUGAACAUCCGCGUCGGGCAUCUGUAGGGGGCGCUAUCCGUGCGAAGGAGCCAGAGUGGGCACCGCCAUGACCACCGCAGUGCACCCAAAUGAACUGGUGUUUGAAUUUGCCAGUAACGGGAUGGACGAAAUCAACCAGCUGGAUGACCCAUCUGUGUUCCCGGCCGUGAUUGUGGAGCAGGUGCCCACCACAGAUCUGCUGCAGGUGUACUCGGGCCUGGAGUCUGACGAGGUGACCAAUGGCAUCAUGAUGGACAACGCCAUGCAUGUGGUGGAGGUGCCCUCCAUCCUAGUGGGAGGAGUGGACCUCUCAGAAACGGUGUCAGGUGGAGAGGACAGCAUGGAGACAAACGAGGCCGCUGCGGCUCUGCUCAACAUGGAGUCGCCAAACAACAUACUGGACGAGAAGCGCAUGCUUCACACCUACGGCACGAUGCUGGAAGCGGACCUGACGUACGCGCCCCUACGGCCCGACCACAUGGAGAAUGGCGCCCUUGACCUGUCGCUGGAUGAGGACACCUCAUCCAUGGACGAGAUCCCCCAAAGAUGUCCCUUGAAGCCGCAGAAAAAAAAUAAAGUGAGGAAGCCCCGUGCGGUACGCUCCUGCUCCCCCAUCUCUACCCCGAAUCUUCCACUGAGGAAGAAGAGCAAAGAGGGCAAAGGGAACACCAUCUACCUGUGGGAAUUCCUGCUGGCCUUACUGCAGGACAAGAACACCUGUCCCAAAUACAUCAAGUGGACACAGCGGGAGAAAGGCAUAUUCAAGCUGGUCGACUCAAAGGCCGUCUCCAAGCUUUGGGGCAAACAUAAGAACAAGCCCGACAUGAACUACGAGACCAUGGGACGAGCGCUCAGGUACUACUACCAGCGAGGGAUCCUGGCUAAGGUGGAGGGUCAGCGUCUGGUUUAUCAGUUCAAGGAGAUGCCGGCCGACCUGGUGGUGAUUGAGGACGAUGAUGCGGGGUCCGACAGUCACAACGAGUAUGGCACUCAAAGGUCCAGCAACGGGAGGUCUGUGGCACGGGGGGGCUCCAGAGGGAGGGCUCACCAGCAGGUCAAGCAGAUGAAGAAAGAGCCCAUUGAGCAAUCUCUGCAGCAGGAAGUGCAGGGAGGACAAACUGAGCAACUACUGCAAAUGCUGCAGGGAAACCAGGGGACGGACAUGGCGCAGGCUAUGAGGGCCCUCAAUGGUUCUGCUUCACUCCCGGUUGUCUUGACAUCAUCUGGUUCCCUUCAGCCCCUGCCCCUCACCACCGUUCUCCCCAACGGGGUCUCCACUCACUGCUCCAGCCCUCGCAUCCUCCUCCACUCCAUGCCCCCUCCCACCACCGAGGCUAAUGAUGUGCUGACCAUCCAGGCGCCCAACGGCCUGCAGGAGGGCCUCCCCCAGCAGCUGCUGGCCACCAACCUCGGUCCGUUUGCCAUCUCUUCCUCCUCCGCCAACUGCACGUCCCCCAUUUCCCCCGCCUCCAGCCUCCCCCGCCUGCUCACCAUCAACACCACCUGCGGGCAGACCAUGGUGGCGCAGCAGCCCGGCACCGUCAUUGCUACCGUGCUGAAAUCGGGUGAUUUUUGUGGGCUGCAGGUGAAAGAGGAGAUGCUUGACUCCUGCUGUUUCGACUCCAUGGUCAGCGGCGACCCUUCCCUGGCCAACACGUUCGCCAAGGAGGAGAUGGACGUCGGCGAGGCGGAGCUGCAGUACCGGACUGUGAUCAUAGACACCAGUCACACCCACGGCCAGGAGCUCGCCAGCGAGAUGGUGUUCAACGGACACUCUUCCCAGAGCAGCAGCCCGUGCGAAGGCCUCACCCCCGUGGAGGAGCUGGAAGUGCGAGGGGAGAUGUCCCUGCAGCCCCAGCAGGCCAUCAAAGGCCGGCAGGAGCUGCCCGCAAACUUUAUCCAGAUAAAGACAGAGCCUGCAGAGGCCUGACAUGCCUCUGCUUCUUCUCCUCAAGCUCAACCAAAAAGCAACACGUGGACCAUUUGGACGAGAAUGUCGUUGUCUUUAUUUUUUCCACAAUGCUGCAAUCUGAUCCAAGAUCAGACGUUGCUCCUCAAGGUUGCUGAGCUCAGCCUCAGGAUUCAAUCGUUUACUCACUUUUUUGUGAUCAUGUGCCUAAAGAAAUAUAUCAAGGGAGUGUUUCAUUUUUUUUUUUCUAAAGAUGUCACAUUUCAGAUUUUGGACAUGCAAAGAUAUUAACACACCAAACUCCUUCCUUGAGGAGAACAGCCAUUACAUGAAGCAGGGAUGCCUGUUUGCCAAAUGUGCCAGUUAGUCUGUUAUUGUCUUAUAUCUCAAUGGACUUGUAAAUGGUUAAAAAAAAAAAGAUGCUUGGCUCCGGACAAACCAAAACAUGGGGGAUUGAAUAUAAAACAAGGAAAUUUGGACUUUCCGGCAGAGGGAAUGCCAAGAACCAAUGUGCAGACCUUUGCUGGCAAAAAGGACCCUGACUGAUGGCUUUUGGGACUUUCACCGGAACUAGUUUAUGUUCUCAGAAGCAAAAGAAAAGGCAUGCAUGUCCUCUCCGUUGCUCCAUGCUUCCAGACUGCGGAACAGGGCAUUUAAAACAAAGUCUAGGCGCAGACUGGAGGCAAAGACAGAACGAAUUCUAGAUGAUUUAUUAUUAUUUUUUUUUAAAUCAGUCUUGUGUUUUUUAGGCUGGAAUCCUGUUGAUAUGAGAUUGAAUAUGCACGGAUCUCUCUCUGUAUAUACAAAUGAUAUACGCUUGAGAUUCACUAUUAAGGCCACGGCAAAUUUUAUUUAUUUUGUGAACUUCUAAAUUCUGUAAAAAAGGCACAUUUGUACUCUAUUUACAUGAGGGAAAUUACAAAGACUAUACACAUUUAGUACCAGGAAGACAAAACUUUUAUUUUUCCCUUUUUUUCCGUUCCCCUUACAUGUUGUACAUAUCCUGCUGCUGUGUAUGCGCCUUUUCUUUCUGUUCAGCAAGCACACUGUAGCUGUCACGCAUUAAAAGCAUUCAAGAAUCAGUAUCAAACGAAACAGUCAGUAUAGGUACAUAAAGGUAAUAUAUCAGUUUUCAUUGUCUCUUCUUUACCAAUGCUGUUUUAUUAAUUUUAAAGGCCCUCUCGGCUCCUGCUCUCGUGCGAGUCCAGUGUGUGCCUUUGCUAUAUGCCAAUGACCCCCCGAGGCCAAACUUGUGAUCGGCCCCAAUCGGCCCAGCCGCAUUGAUCCACAGUGCUGUCUAAAUUGGCCAAACGUUCUCUAUCGUGGGUUGAGGCACGGCAGGAACAUGCAGACACGCUGACCUUGAUCCACAGAGCAGGUGUUUUUAAACUAAAGUCUUUUUUUCUAGAUCUGUAAGGACAAGCUGAAUGUAUAUGCAUACUGUUCAAAUAUAUGCAAGAUUAUGACAAUCAAUAAUUACACUGGAGAUGUUUUCUUAUCCAAAUCUUAAUUGUCUUUGCUUCUUUUGUUUUUGUUUUUUUUGCUCUGCAUAUACCUCGUAUACCCUGUAUGUAGACCGCCCUUGCCUUAAAGCACUGUUGUUUGUGACUGUUGAUUGUCAAUUGCCUUCUUCAUGCUGAAUAUAGAGUAGAUUUAUAAGGCUU
Molecule: messenger RNA, 4102 nt
Organism: Phyllopteryx taeniolatus (common seadragon)
Lineage: Eukaryota; Metazoa; Chordata; Actinopteri; Syngnathiformes; Syngnathidae
Gene: elf1
Product: E74-like ETS transcription factor 1
Exons: 10
Coding region: 597-2459 (620 amino acids)
Biological process (GO): cell differentiation; regulation of transcription by RNA polymerase II
Cellular component (GO): nucleus
Molecular function (GO): sequence-specific DNA binding; DNA-binding transcription factor activity, RNA polymerase II-specific
Source: RefSeq, a predicted model, not a curated record